Molecule: messenger RNA, 1997 nt
Organism: Echinops telfairi (small Madagascar hedgehog)
Lineage: Eukaryota; Metazoa; Chordata; Mammalia; Afrosoricida; Tenrecidae
Gene: TTL
Product: tubulin tyrosine ligase
Exons: 7
Biological process (GO): protein modification process
Source: RefSeq, a predicted model, not a curated record
UACACCUUCGUGGUGCGCGACGAGAACAGCAGCGUCUACGCCGAGGUCUCCCGGCUGCUGCUGGCCACCGGCCACUGGAAGAGGCUGCGGCGCGACAACCCGCGAUUUAACCUGAUGCUGGGCGAGCGGAACCGGCUGCCCUUCGGGAGACUGGGUCAUGAGCCGGGGCUGGUGCAGUUGGUGAAUUACUACAGAGGAGCUGACAAACUGUGUCGGAAAGCUUCGUUGGUAAAGCUAAUCAAGACCAGCCCAGAACUGUCUGAGUCCUGCACGUGGUUCCCUGAGUCCUACGUAAUAUAUCCAACUAAUCUCAAGACUCCAGUGGCUCCAGCCCAGAAUGGAAUCCACCCACCAAUCAAUAACUCACGGACAGAUGAGAGAGAAUUCUUCCUGGCGUCUUAUAACAAAAAGAAGGAGGGUGGAGAGGGCAACAUUUGGAUUGCAAAGUCCUCGGCUGGUGCCAAAGGUGAAGGCAUCCUCAUCUCCUCCGAGGCUGCGGAGCUGCUGGAGUUCAUUGACCACCAGGGCCAGGUCCAUGUCAUCCAGAAGUACCUUGAGCACCCUCUGCUGCUCGAGCCUGGUCAUCGCAAGUUUGACAUUCGGAGCUGGGUCUUGGUGGAUCAUCAGUAUAAUAUCUACCUCUAUGGAGAGGGUGUGCUUCGGACCGCUUCAGAACCAUACCGUGCUGAUAAUUUCCAGGACAAAACCUGCCACUUGACCAAUCACUGCAUUCAGAAGGAGCUCUCGAAGAACUACGGGAAGUAUGAAGAAGGAAAUGAAAUGUUCUUCGAAGAAUUCAACCAGUACCUUACAAGUGCUUUGAAUAUUACCCUGGAAAGUACUAUCCUACUCCAAAUCAAACAUAUCAUAAGGAGCUGCCUUAUGAGCGUGGAGCCCGCCAUCAGCACCAAGUACCUCCCUUACCAGAGCUUCCAGCUCUUUGGCUUCGACUUCAUGGUGGAUGAGGACCUGAAGGUGUGGCUCAUUGAGGUCAACGGCGCCCCUGCUUGUGCUCAGAAACUUUAUGCAGAGCUUUGCCAGGGCAUCGUAGACAUAGCCAUCUCCAGUGUCUUCCCGCCUCCAGAGAUGGAGCAGCAGCAGCAGCAGCAGCAGCAGCAGCAGCAGCAGCAGGCGGCCCAGCAGGCUGCAUUCAUCAAGCUCUGAUGGGCGGAGGUGCCCAGAGCUGCCUCAGAAUACGCACGGGGUCCAGCUUCAGGGGAAGAUGAAGUGACGCUCUCUGACACGCCAAAACACGUGGGAAAGAGGCAGCCCGGAUGGAUGGAGACCCUGGGAAGAACUCCCCAGGAAUGUGGAGCUCUCCACACUGCUAGUAAGACUUGAAGCAACUUCUCUGAGGGAGGCAGAAUGUCAUGCAAGGGGGGAAGAAAAACAACCAGAGACUUGAUUCUGUCGUGUUCGCCUCCUUUGGAAACCUUCCUUUUCUCCCAAGGCAGCGUUGUGAGCCACACCUGGCCUCCCUGGGGAUUGCGGACCGUGGGGACAUUUGGUUGGCGUCUUCCUACCUGCUGCAGCCUUAGUGCCUUAGCGCCGUUCCCAGUACCCUUUCUCUUCUCGGGCACAGAGUGGGUGCUAGAGCAUUGGGGAGGUAGCUGAUGCAUUUCCCCCUCACCGCCUCCCUGACACUCGGCCCCACUAAAUGCUGGCCACGCGUGCACCAACAGGCCUGGGGCUCAUGCUGGGCACACCCUCGCAGUGAAGGGAGCUUUCCUUGCCACUGUCCUGAUGGUGUUUGAUCAAUCACCUGCCAGGGGUGGUGCUGGCUGGGUCCCAAAACAGCACCUGCUGCUCUCAGUCUGAUCUCUGCAUGUUCUAGCAACAAAGCAAGUCUGUCCAAACCUGUGUACAUGGAAUAAGUAUGAGAGAGAGAACACGUGUUACCUUGCUCUGCUUACCUGAGUGGGUGUUAGAAAAAGGAUGGUUUGCAAUUAUGUUUGUUUUUAUCCGAGUUCUGAAUGCACUUUUGCAGAGUUGCUUUA